Messenger RNA from Amoebophrya sp. A25, 1390 nucleotides. The record is from the annotation of a GenBank genome assembly. Lineage: Eukaryota; Dinophyceae; Syndiniales; Amoebophryaceae.
CUUGCCGCAACCACCUGCGAAUGAAAAGGCAGCAAGCAAGGCAGCCUCCGCAUUGACGAGCACUAUCACCAAUGUGGGGCCAGUUGCUCCUUAUCAAGCAUCCACGCUUACAGCUACAGCUGCUUCUGUUCCUACGUCUACAACUUCAACUACAGCUGUAUCUGCGGCUACUGCUGAAGCGACGGGUCUCUCCAAUCCCAUGCAGGCGUCGGCUGUUGCUGCUGGAACCUCGUUGACCCAGAGUGCGUCUGUGACGAUCGCAGAAAACGCAGCUGGCGUUGCUCCGGUUGUCCCGAAAGUCGCUGCCAAGGCUGGCGUGGUGACUACGGUUUCUCAAGGUCUGACAGCCGCUGCUGGUGCUCUUGCUGCUCCAAAGGCUCCCUCGGCGCCGCCAGCGCCAACUGCGAUCGAAAAAGCAUCAAGCAAGGCAGCCUCCGCGUCGACGAGCACUACAACCACUGUGGCGUCGAUUGCUCCUCAUCAAACUCCCACAUCUACGACUGCAAGCGCAAGUGCAACUACAUCUGUUUCCACAGCUAAAACUCCAACGACGUUCGUAUCUGCUGAGCCGAAGGUGUCGUCUACAGCUACUGCUGGAGCGGCGGGUCUUUCCAACACGAUGCAGGCGUCUGCUGCUGCUGCUAAAAGUGGAACCACUUUGGCCCCGAGUGCGUCUGUGACGAUCGCAGAAAAAGCAGCAGGUGUUGCUCCGGUUGUCCCGAAGGUUGCUGCUGAGGCUGGCGUGGUGACUACGGUUUCUCAAGGUCCGGAAGCCUGUGCUGGUCAUCUUGCUACUCCAAAGGAUUCCUUGCCGCAACCACCUGCGAAUGAAAAGGCAGCAAGCAAGGCAGCCUCCGAGACCGCGACGAACGUCGCAGGAACAGGACUCGAUACUGCUAAGACUGCGUCUACUCCUCUUCUUUCGUCCUCGGAUUCUGAAAACGGUAACACUGGUGUUAAGAACACUACUAAGACCACUACAACUACAGAAAGUGGAAAUACCAACAAGAAGAACGAAACGACGAAGAGCACAGCAGCAAAGGCUUCUGCGUCGGGUGUCACAGCUGCGCCAUCGGAGGCACAGACCGCCACUACGUCUACGACUAGAUCUACAGCGGAAGACGCUGGACCGACUGAGCAUCUUCAGCCUGCAGCCCCAUCUAGUUCUACUUCUACUGCACACAGAUCUCAAGCUGCUUCUGCUCGUGCUCAGGAAAGCACAUCUUCCACGUCGUAUACGUCUGGCCGUAAGGGAUUUGGAAAAGCCAGUCGUGCUCGCGAUUAUCAGGCAUCGUCUUCUUCGUCGUAUCAUCCUGGCAGAGGCCAAGGCGGACGCGGCGGUAGAGGAGGAGGAGGCGGAAGGAAUCGCAGUAGAGAGUACUAUCGAUGA